Messenger RNA from Diaporthe batatas, 4335 nucleotides. RefSeq lists its product as uncharacterized. The transcript is spliced from 3 exons. The coding region runs from base 703 to 3390 and encodes 895 amino acids. NCBI's taxonomy places the organism in Eukaryota, Fungi, Ascomycota, Sordariomycetes, Diaporthales, Diaporthaceae. Gene Ontology annotation, cellular component: cytoplasmic vesicle. Gene Ontology annotation, biological process: regulation of Rab protein signal transduction. The record is from RefSeq and is a predicted model, not a curated record.
GCCGGGGUCCCGCCGUCGCUUCAUCUUUGUGUGUGGUUGUGCGAGUGUGUGUGAUUCCCUCCUAUUUACCACCCUCCCUCCGUUUACCACAGUAUUCCGUACCUCGCCAACUCUGGUUCGCUCAGUCCGCUCUGCGCCUCUCUUCGCCCCCUUCUUCUAUGCCCUCGGCCCCCCUUUUUUUGUUUUGUCGCCUUGCCUCGUCCCCAUCUCCAUCCCAUCUGCACCUGCUUGCAAGUGUCAGCGGCGAGGACCCAUCUGGACAACACGGGCUUUCGCAAAUUUGGGGGGAUCAUCGUGGAAUCGAAAUCAAACUUCUGGAACCUGGCUCUUUCUUUCUUAUUCCAGUGUCUCGGACCGGUCCUGGUCUGCCUUACCCAGCAUCGCAUCCAUUCGAUCAGCAUUCCGAAAUCCUUGCGCCUUUCUGUCCUGACUUCAGCCGCUCCUUUUUUGACUACGAUACCCAACUCACAGGUCGCUGUGCAGCCACUUCUUUGGACUAACGCCCUCUUGCAAACAUUCUCUGGACCACCUUUGGAUAGCUCAUUGACCUGGACUGCCGAAUAACCACUGGUCGAGCUCGCCUUGGACAAUUGGGCCAUCAGCCUGACAACUGCUCCCAACAGCAAGCUCUAGAAGCGAGCGCCCAACCGCCCGCCCGCCCCCUCCUAAUCCGGAUACCGAACCUUGGUCACACACGCGAACAUGGCCCCCUCGCUGACCGCACACACCUCCUUCACCCGUCCGAGGACGAGUGAUCGCGAUGCCCGCCCUGCUACCCGCGACCAGGGCGACACCAACCUCAUCAUCCCCAGUCGGACGUCGUCGCUGCAUUCGAGAAUCACCCAGCCCAUCCCCUCGACCCUCAACGCCAAAGCUCAGCAGCGGACACCCAAGACCCUCACACAUGCCUACAUGGUCUGCGGUGUUGGCCGGGAGCCAUCCCAGUGGGUCAAGGCCCCGGCCCCGGCUCAGGGCAAGAUCGGACACAUGAAGGGUGCUGUCGGCCAGUUCUGGCUGCCAGAGAUCCUGGGCAGUAGCCCCAGGUUGGAGCAGGACAACGACAUUGCUCGCUCCUUGCACGCUGCCAUGAGGGCUUGUUUCCCCCACGACGUCGAGAUCUGCACAGGUCGUAGCCAGCCUCACUGCGUCCACCACGCCUUUGUCCUUCAGCAGGACUCUUCACACACCCUCUACGGCAUUUGCCUGAGGGUCUGGUCGCGCGCAGACGAGAAGCGUGCCGAAACUAUCCGUGAUCUGAGGAAGAGGACGGAGCCCGACUUCUACGACAACACCGACGAGACGUACUGGAUUCCCUACUGCUUGUCCUUCCUCUCCCGGUACCCACUCUACAACUUGCUGGGUGACUACCUGCGGGGAAUGUGGAUUCACUGGAACAAGGCUACCAACCUCUUCCAUGCCGAGGAGGUCUCGAGGAUCCUGAGUUUCCCCGCGCCCCGCCUCAACGACCUGGUGCGAAUCGACAUGAAGGACUAUGCGCUGUGCUACCAGUUCCCGUCGUCCCCAACUGGCUUCCAGAACUUUGCCAUGUGGCCAUUGUUUGCUUGCCUGUCUAUUCCCAACAUCGUGGGAGUCAUCGAAGCCGCCAUCUCGCCGACUCGCCGCAUCAUCUUUGUGAGCCACUACCCCGCCAUACUCACCGUCGCCGCCGAGACGAUUCGAUACUGCGUGCGCGUCUACGAGUGGAGUGGGCUCUACGUGCCAGUGGUGCAUGCCCGUCAUGCGAAGGAGCUCGUCCAAGAGCCCGGCCCAUACAUCCUGGGUGUUACUGCCGAAUGCCGGUCGCUCUUCACCGCGCCCAACGAUGCUCUCGUGGUUGACCUGGACCGCAACUUUGUCCUGACCUCAGACCCGCCGACUGCCCUAACACCUAACCAGCGCAACAAGUUUGUCACUCGCCUGACCCAGGCUCUGAAUGGGGACGUCACCCCAUCCGGCGUCCCACAGCACCUUCGCUCCGCAUACGGCGGUGGCAAGCUUGUGCCAGCUGGUCAGAUCAUAGUGAUGCGCGGCGAGGUCGAGUCGAUCCAGGACCCCGAGUGGUGGAAUCAGGACUCUAUUAUGGCUGUCAUGGACCACGUCUGUGAGAAGAUGGGUCGCAACAGCGGUAUCAAGGCUGUUUUCGGUGGAUCUGUCAAGAAGCCACUGAUGACGAAGGUGUCUAUGAGGCACCUGAACGAGAUCGUGCGCGAGAGGAACCAGUACUCGCGUGACGCCCAGGAGGCUUGGCAGGACUUUAUCAACCUGAAGGGUCGCAUGGAUACCGAGCUCGCCAAGGUUACCAAGCGCAACAACUACCUCAAUGAGGAGUUGGAGAGCUGGAAGCAGCAGUUCCUCAAAUUCCAGGCCUUUGCUGAGACGCUCACGAAGGAAACCCAAGAUCUCAAGGUCAAGAUUGAGGGCCACAAGAGGGAGAACCGUCGCCUGGGUGGCCUCAUUGACCAGCAGAAGGAUGAUGCCGCACGCAUGUCCGUCCGCCUCACCGGAACGGAGAAGCAGCGUGAUGACGCACUUGAGGCUCUUGUCCUCCAGCAGGAGAUCGCUGAAGAGCUGGAGCGCGAGCGCAAGAGGAACAAGAAGGAGCUUGCUGCUAUGCAACACACCAAUGUGACCAUCAUGCGCCAGCGCGACGAGGCUCGCCGCGUCGUUCUGCACCUGCGCAGUCUCAUCGGCGGACAGAGCCACCACAUGGAGCAUCUUGUCCAGUCCUUGACCCACCCCGUCGAUUUGGAGGAGGAGAUCGCAAACGGCUUUGUUGCGGCCACCGAGGAAGAUGGCGGCAUGUCGUCGGUUGACAAGGAGCGCCUCAUCAAGGCUGCUCGCAACAGCAAGCGAUUCUCGACUUCGAGCUUCUUCGACGUGGCAGACCGCCACCUGAAGGACAAGACUGACGCUAUUUCCCACAUCAUCCGCAACAUUGCAGAGCAGUGCCAAGCUGCCGUGGAGGGUCUGGACCUGGCGCUCGACGCCGAGACUGACACGCCGACGGCCAAUCGCCGCCGCAGCAGCAACCUCUCUGGUCGCUACAGUGAGGAUGGCCGCUCGACUGCUGCCUCUGAUAUGGGUGAAGACAGCCACCUCAACCCAUCUGGACGCACAUCGAGCAUCCCUCCUACUCCCGACCUGAUCCCAAACCGCAGCUCGACAAGCAUGUCGAUCGCGUCGACGAUGACAACGCCCGAGCGAUCAUCGCAGCAGUACAGCAUCGGCCACGAGAUCCCGACCAAGAUCGUCGAGGAUGACGAAGAGGACUACACGGAGCGCAGCGACAAUGACAUGCCUCAGCAAGAGGCUGUCGUCGGCAAGCACGCCGAGUCCCUCAUCCACCGCCCCUCUGGCGCUCGAAUAAGUGCAUUAGGUGGGCCCCGGUGAAUCGCAGCGAAGCAGGGUCCCCCCAGCAAACGGGGAGAUCCUGACUUCAAGAAACGGCGAUCCAUGGAGAUGCAAGCAGCCUGCGAUUGGGCAGAGCAACAGGCGAGACGAAAAGAAGAAGAAGCGGCGCAACGAAAAAAGAAGCGCGACGCCGACUUCAAGAAGAGGCGGUCCAUUGAAUUACUUGCGGGCUACGACCAGAACAUCCACAAACUGUGGAGAUGAACAGUGAAACGCAGCGGAGACAACAAACCCAUGCACGCGCCCAUGGCCAUCCGUUGACGUCGGAUUUCUUUUUUGCUUUCCUUUUUUCAAGAACAUCAUUAUACCACGGGGAUGGAUGAGCUUCGGGAAGACUUUGAAGCUGAUACGUAAUGAGGCGUUGUGGAACUUUUAUCUCGAGACGUCCCAGAUUCACCUCUUGAUAUUUUUGUUUCUUUUGAGUUUAUUUUGCCAUGUUCCCUUUUUCUCGGCAACGUUGAGCAUUUUGAGCGGAUUUUGGGGAUGGUUUGCAGGGGAAUGAUGGACAUCUGGUUCUAUCAUGUCCUUGUCACACUCCGCUUGUCGGAGCUGGUGGAAGUUUUGAAAAAAAAAGACGGCGGUGACAACUGGCUUGGACGGGACACGUUUUGCUCGCCUGGACCCGAACGUCGGAAUCGUGUGUAGGAUCUCAGUGCUGGGAGAGAAAAGCUUGGGCGCAGAUUCUUCAGUGUGGUGGUGGCGUGUGCUUGUGUUUUCCUUCUUCCUCCCACACCACGCGUACGUAUGUACGGUUUGGCGGAUUUCUUCUACUCUCCCUACCUUACCUUUUUCUUUUGAUACCUCCAUACAACCCCCGACCACUGCACACACAGGUUCAGUUUGCGAUUCUCUCUCCGUGUAUUCGACCACAUACAUUCGGAUGCUAUACGAAUCAAAGCUUAUUAAUUCAAAAUAUCCCAAGAA